Messenger RNA from Prorocentrum cordatum, 600 nucleotides. The record is from the annotation of a GenBank genome assembly. Lineage: Eukaryota; Dinophyceae; Prorocentrales; Prorocentraceae.
GCGCGGCAGCGGACCGACUGCUCGCACAGGCCUCGGCCACACUGGAACGCAUGAUCGACGACCCCGACCGACCCAGCGCCAGCAAACGCGUGGCCGAAUUGCCCCUGACGCUCCAGCAGGCUGACGAGUCCCCUGGCUGCGUCUUUCAACGACUGCUGCCUGUCCCGCGGGAGGAGCACCUGGAGCGCACCUGCGACCUGCACCGUGAGACGAAGGUCACGGCCUGCAUAACGGAUGCCUGCAUGUCGUGUCUCGCCCUGGGACGGGGCGCGGGGUGCCUCGGCGGCACCAUGGGCAACCUGGCAGAGCAGAUCGGGGAGAACCUGGCCCGGGACUGCAAUGACCUGUUCCCGCGCUUGGCCGCGCGCCUCGCGCACGAGGACGAGGUAAAGGGCAGCGCCGCCAGGAAGAUCACACCUGUCGCCAAGUACGCCGAAACGCACAACAUCCUGGAAGGCGAGGUCACCGCGGACCACGCGCACUGGCUCCAUAAGUUUCGGGCGGAGAUUGCGACCGAAGCGAAGCUCACCCUGGCCGCGCGCGAGGCGGGAGCUGACCUUCGGGACGAGAAGUUCCUCGUGCGCCUCUUGGACGAGGCAG